CUGUCAUAUUAGUAAAAAUGUCAACGUCAAGUAAACAAAAUACGUCGACCGAGUAUCGUGUCUGUCGUCGUCACGAACUUAUGGUUUUUUUUUAAGAAUUACGGGUUUGAUUUAAUCAAUUACUUGGUUAAGUUUUAAUUGUAUACUGAACUACAAAAAAGGAGAAGAAUUAAAGAAAAAACUUGAUAUUUUUGUGCAAUGUCGACUUUCUCGGGUUUCAGUGAAGAAGAGUUGAAAAGAAUAAAAUCCGGCGAAACUGGCUCGAACAGCGGUCGACAAAUCAACAUAUCAAAUGUUAGAAAAGUGGACAAAAUUGGUGCUAGACCAAAGAGACCCAUUAACGAAUUCAAACACUCAAAACCCAUCCUAAAAAGCCUGAGCUCCGAUGAUGCUAUAGACAAUAUACAGUUUGACAAAUGUAAACUUAGCUUAAGAUCGCCGACAACACCAAACAAUGAUACAACAAUAGAAACAUUAAAUAAAAAUAAUAAAGAAAAUGUUGACAAUAAUGAUAAUGUUAAAACAGAGACUAAUAAAGAAACUAGCGUAGAAUCCAAUGUUAACAACUAUGAUAAAAUUACCAAAAUGGCUACUGACAAUGCUGAAGUAAUAAGUGAUAGAAAGCAAAGUAUAGAUGCACCACCGGAUAUUGUGCGAGGAGUUGAAAAUUAUUCCGAAGAUGAACUGGAGAACCAUAAGAUGAAGUUACAUGAACUGCAGUUGAGACAGAAGUUAAUGGAAGAACAGAAUAAGAAGAGGAAAGAGAUGCUAGCUAAGGCUCUAGCUGAUAGGACAAAACAAACUACAGAAGAGGUGAUGAGACUGGAGAAGAUUAAGAAGGAGCUACAAGUACUAGACAGUCAGUUCUCACAAGACGUUUCUGUACUGAGACAGAAGAUCGACCAGGCUUGUUUGAGCUAUGCUGACGCAGAAAAACACUACUUGAAAGUAGAGAAAGAGUUCCUGCAAGCGAAGAUACACCUACAAAAGGAGAAGGAGAAAAAAGAGCUACUAACAGAACACUUAUGUGCUCUAAUCACACACAACGAGACAAGAAAAGCUCAGAAACUAGAAACUUUAAUGUUAGAAUUAGCCACAGAUAAGGAAAAAGUAGAAAAAUUGGAUAAGGUAGAAGUGAAUGAAGUUAAAACAGUUGAUGAACCGAUUAUAGUGGAUGGUGUUGAUGAACGAACUGGUAAGAUUGUUGAACUUACACCUAGUAGUUAGUUUAUUGAAGAUUGUUUAUUGAAAUUAGUGAUUUGUGAUGGUAAACAAAGGACUUGGAUUGAUUUACUGUCAUGGUUAAAUCAAUAGUAUUGUAGGAAAGUGAAAAUACCUACAAAUUAAAAUUUACUUGGAACAUGCAAAAAAUACUAAAUUACAGAGGCUAAAAU
Spodoptera litura is the source of this 1394-nucleotide messenger RNA. RefSeq names its product Golgin, RAB6 interacting (gene Gorab). Lineage: Eukaryota; Metazoa; Arthropoda; Insecta; Lepidoptera; Noctuidae. Gene Ontology annotation, biological process: non-motile cilium assembly. The record is from RefSeq and is a predicted model, not a curated record.